AUGACGAAUCUUUCUCUUUACGCUGUUAACGCCUUCAUCAUCCUCGACACGGAUGGCCAUCGAGUGCUCGCGAAGUACUACAACCCAAAAGGACAAUCAUAUCUCGGUGGACCUAAUGAUUUCAACAAGGGGCUCCAUUCACUGAAGGAGCAGCGGGCGUUCGAGAAAGGGUUGUUCCAAAAGACGAAGAAGGCUGGUGGCGAGAUCAUUCUCUACGAAGGUCAUCUAGCAGUCUACAAACAUUCGCUCGACCUUAUCUUCUACAUGAUCGGCGGUUCCUCAGAAAACGAGCUCAUGUUGCACUCUGCCCUUGUCGCCUUUUCAGAGGCAGCACACAUGCUUCUUCGGAACCAGGUCGAGAAGCGAGCGGUGUUAGAGAAUCUGGAUUUGCUUGUCUUGUGUCUGGACGAGACAAUUGAUGACGGCAUUAUCGUGGAAACCGACUCAACGACCAUCGCGUCAAGAGUGAGCAGGCCGAGAGCGGAUACAACGGAGAUCGUCAUCAACGAACAAACUCUCAUGAACGCUUAUUCGACACUGAAGGAGAAGAUGCAACAGAGGAUCCAGCAGCUAUGAGUUCCUAUUCUUCUCUAUUCUUUCCGUGUUUUCGUCGUUGUAGUGGCACGGCUCCCCUAGAGCUUCCUAUUCCAUGCUGUUUUUCGUCCUCCGUUCUGUGUUUGUUGUGCGAAGGGAGUUUUGUUUAAUCUCGCGGACUUGCCGGAUAAUUGUAUGUUGAUUGCCCUCUUUUAUGGGUCAUGUCUUGCCG
Messenger RNA from Stereum hirsutum FP-91666 SS1, 766 nucleotides. RefSeq names its product coatomer protein. The coding region runs from base 1 to 576 and encodes 191 amino acids. Gene Ontology annotation, biological process: intra-Golgi vesicle-mediated transport; retrograde vesicle-mediated transport, Golgi to endoplasmic reticulum; intracellular protein transport. Lineage: Eukaryota; Fungi; Basidiomycota; Agaricomycetes; Russulales; Stereaceae. Gene Ontology annotation, cellular component: COPI vesicle coat. The transcript is spliced from 3 exons. The record is from RefSeq and is a predicted model, not a curated record.